Molecule: messenger RNA, 285 nt
Organism: Necator americanus (New World hookworm)
Lineage: Eukaryota; Metazoa; Nematoda; Chromadorea; Rhabditida; Ancylostomatidae
Exons: 2
Coding region: 1-285 (94 amino acids)
Source: RefSeq, a predicted model, not a curated record
AUGGUUCCCUUUGUCAACGUUAGGCGAUUCGUAUCGUUUGCAUUGGAACAGUAUACUCCAACUGCGUGUCGACUGGUCGAUGCGAACGACACGCUGCUGCGUCGCCCAAUUUGCUUAUCCAAACCUCCAUACCUUCAUCGCGCCACUCCUUUGGUCAUUUCACUUGGUCCACCUCUCUGCCAGAUAUGGACAAAAGGCUCUUUGGUUGCUGUGUAUUCUUGCUGGAUGCUUGGAGUAUGUCUGCAAAGUCUUUCCGCCAUUUUCGGUUCCUUUUAUUGUAUGUAA